Molecule: messenger RNA, 2797 nt
Organism: Brienomyrus brachyistius
Lineage: Eukaryota; Metazoa; Chordata; Actinopteri; Osteoglossiformes; Mormyridae
Gene: znf366
Product: zinc finger protein 366
Exons: 5
Coding region: 152-2212 (686 amino acids)
Biological process (GO): regulation of transcription by RNA polymerase II
Molecular function (GO): RNA polymerase II cis-regulatory region sequence-specific DNA binding; DNA-binding transcription factor activity
Source: RefSeq, a predicted model, not a curated record
CUUUCCAAAGGUACUCAUCUGAAAAAUGAGAACAAAGUGAUUGUUCCUGUUCUCUUUCUUGAGCCACUUCAAACGUGGAUCCGAGGGGCCGACGGCUCAUUGUCAGGAGCGUGAGCGUGCAGCGCAGAGGCCAGAGAGGCUGCGGUAGACAAUGGAGACGGACAUAGCUAAGGCAGUACAAGAAAGGGGUCCCUUUGGGGGCAAUGUCAAGGCAGUCAGACCUUGUCUGAAACCUCUGUCAUUUUCCUGUAAACCCCGGGCUUUUGCCCCUCUAGAGGAUCCUCUCAGCAGGGGCUUCCCUCAAUUCAGCCCCCCAGUCCUGCUAGGUUAUGAUCGCCUCCAGCCCCCACCAGAGGGAGGCUCCUGGAUGCACAAGAUGGCGUCUUUCAAACGGAAACCCCAGGACAUCAAAAGCUCCGACAAGCUGCUGGAGGGGCGAAGAGCACUGGGCGUGGACCUCCCGCACCACGCCCCAUACCCCCUCCUCCAGCCCAGUCCUGGUCCGCUAUCCAAGUUCAGCCCUCAGAUGAUUGACUUGAACCGAUUCAAGUUCUACAGAAACCUGGGAAGGUUUGAUCCUAAGAGAGUGAAGCAGGAACCAGUUAGCUCAGAUGGAAUGUGGCCUCCUUCCCAUGUCAUAAUGCCCUCUCCAUCUCCGUUCUUCCCAGCCUUACACUCUGGCUUGAUUCCCUACCCUUUCCUCAUACCAGGCCCUGCCAUGCAUCUCCCUCCACACAGCUUUUACCAACGGGAGCCCUUGGGAGGCCACCACAGAGGGAUGCCUGGAAAUCAGGGUGGGGCCACCGGUGUGGAGAAGCUAGGGCUGAACGUCCACGUGGAUGACAGCUACUACGUGGACGUAGGCGGCGAGCAGAAGCGUUGGAAAUGCCGCAUGUGCGAGAAGUCCUACACUUCGAAGUACAACCUGGUCACCCACAUCCUGGGCCACAGCGGCAUCAAGCCGCACUGCUGCAGCCUGUGCGGAAAGCUCUUCAAGCAGCUGAGCCACCUGCACACACACAUGCUCACGCACCAGGGCACCCGGCCACACAAGUGCCAGGUGUGCCACAAGGCCUUCACACAGACCAGCCACCUGAAGCGGCACAUGAUGCAGCACAGCGACGUCAAGCCGUACAGCUGCGGAGUGUGCGCACGGGGCUUCGCCUACCCCAGCGAGCUGCGGGCGCACGAGAUGAAACACGAGAAAGGGCAGGAGAACGUGUGUGUGGAGUGCGGCCUGGACUUCCCCACGCUGGCCCAGCUGAAGAGGCACCUCACAACCCAUCGGGGCCCAACACAGUACAGCUGUACCGAGUGCCAGAAAACGUUCCAAUACCCCAGCCAGCUACAGAACCACAUGAUGAAGCACAAGGAUAUCAGACCAUACAUCUGCACUGAAUGUGGCAUGGAGUUCAUCCAGUCCCACCAUCUGAAACAACACACUCUUACUCACAAGGGGGUUAAGGAGCACAAGUGUCGGAUUUGUGGACGCGAGUUCACCCUGUUGGCAAACAUGAAGCGCCACGUCCUGAUCCACACCAACAUCCGCGCCUACCAGUGUCACCUGUGCUUCAAGAGCUUCGUGCAGAAACAGACCCUCAAGGCCCAUAUGAUCGUCCACUCAGACGUGAAACCCUACAAAUGCAAGCUCUGUGGGAAGGAGUUUAAUAGGAUGCACAAUCUGAUGGGCCACAUGCACCUGCACUCCGACAGCAAGCCCUUCAAGUGCCUGUACUGCUCCAGCAAAUUCACCUUGAAAGGGAACCUGACGAGACACAUGAAGGUCAAGCAUGGCAUCAUGGAAAGAGGAGCCCAUGGAUGGGGUUUCAAAGAGAGGGGGAGGAUUCAUCUGCCCGCAGACUUAAGCAUCAUCAGCCAAUUCAGCCAGGAGGAGCCUUUCGACCUCUCUAAGAAGAGCGAUGGGAAAUUCCGACUCUCCCAGUCAGAUGGGGACAGCGUCCAGGGUAGCUUGUGCCAGGAGGAAGAUGAGGACAGUCUCUACAGGAUGAGCCAGUACAGCCCAGAGGAUUACCACCCCAGCAAUCCUGCGUUAGAUUCUGAGGAGGUCUUUUUUGAUGGCAAGAGCCCCGAUGAAUCCCCAGAUCAACAAGAGGCAGACGAUGGCGAAGGUGGGGAAGAACUGAGCAGGGAGCCCAUGAAAAUGGAAACCUGUGAAAAUAAAAUGUACCGGCUAUGUGGGGAAAAGCAUUAAGCUGCCUAGCCAGCAGACGUCUCCAGGCAAGGACCCGAACAUCAAUGGGAUCUCACUAGAAAGCUGUGAAAACGAAUGAAAACCGUUCACUUUGAGAGAUUCCUAGCUCUUUCAUGUGAAUUCACUUGAUUUCCAAAGAGAAAAAAAGCUGUGAAUAAAUAUUAUUUCCUAUUAUUUUGCUACCAUGUACAAAGAAUGAGUGGCUAGGCAAACAUCUUGAAUAUUUGCCAGUAAAUGAGAUACAAAAUAUGUGCUGAUCUGUGUUAAGAUAACUCUGAAUUUAAAAUGCCUGUUAUGUUGUAUAUAUUAUUCUAAAAAUAGAUAUAACGAUUGUAUUAUAUGCAUGUAUAACAAUGAAUAAGUCAGACAUGAAAAUUAUAAACUGCUAAAUGAAGCCUUGUAAAUUUUAUAUUCAGAGUUGACUUUUUUUUUUUUUUUUUUUAAGCAAAAAUUAUUUUUUUACUUUUGGGUCGUCCUGCGUUCAUGUGGAUCAUUUUGAUACGUUUGCUUAUAUUGUUGUUUUGAUAACAAGCCCAUUCUGUAACAUGACAAAAACUUCAAACAUAAUAAAAUUUAUUAAACUGC